AUGGUUAAUUGCUCUUGGAGUGAAGCGUUCCCAAUGGGGAGGAGCUGUUACCUACGCUUUGAGGGAUCCGAUCACAGACCUCUCAUCACAUAUUUCAACAACUCGAGGACACAGAAGAAAGGUCUGUUCAGGUUUAAUCGCUCGCUUACAGAGAAAUCUGAGGUGGAGACAGUCGUCGAAUCAGCAUGGAACCACGCCCCCCUUGACUCAGUUAUUAUGAAGUUGAACUCUUGUCGCAGAGGCAUAAUUAAGUGGACAAAAGAGCAGAACAAGAAGGCAAAUAUCAUCAUCCAGCAGAAGCAGGAAGCUCUCGAGGUUGCUCUAUGCGCAGGAACUCCAGACCAGGCAGCGAUUGAGAGUCUCACAAACACCCUGAUCCUUGCUUACCGAGAAGAAGAGCAAUUCUGGUUACAACGCAGCAGGAUUCAAUGGCUAAAGAGUGGUGAUCGAAACACCGGUUUCUUCCACGCUGCUACACGGCAGAGACGGUUGCAAAAUACACUUUCUGUUAUUGAAGAUGAUGAUGAUAAAGAGUAUUUUAACGAGGAUCAAAUUUGCUCUGUAAUCUCAGCAUAUUUCAAUAACAUUUUCAGCUCCAAUGGGAAUCACGAUUUCAGUAGACUCGAUAGCCUCCUUAGCUGCAAAGUGACAGACGAAAUGAAUCAACACCUUACCGGUAUACCGAGUGAUUCGGAAAUCAGAGAAGCAGCUUUCUCGAUAAACGGUGGCAAAGCACCAGGCCCGGACGGGUUCUCCGCAAAGUUUUACCAUGCGUACUGGCACAUUAUUGGCCCAGAUGUCACUAGAGAUGUUCGUCACUUCUUCACCUCUGGUACACUACAUCCGCAGCAGAAUGAAACGCAUGUCCGCCUCAUACCAAAGACUACGGGUGCGCGCAAGGUUUCCGACUAUCGCCCGAUUGCUCUAUGCAAUACACACUACAAGAUUAUUGCAAAGAUCUUGACUAGACGACUGAAACCACUUCUUCCAGCGCUCAUCUCCAAAACCCAAUCGGCUUUUGUAACAGGGCGAGCUAUAGGCGACAAUGUACUCAUCACUCACGAAACCCUUCAUUAUCUACGUACCUCAGAGGCGAAGAAGUACUGCUCGAUGGCGGUCAAAACCGACAUGAGUAAAGCAUACGAUAGGAUUGAAUGGGGGUUUUUACGAGCUGUCCUCGACCGAAUGGGAUUUGCGCAGAUUUGGAUCGGUUGGAUCAUGAGUUGUGUGGAAUCAGUUUCCUACUCCUUUCUCAUUAACGGUUCCCCUAUGGGGUCCGUCAAGCCAUCCCGUGGAAUACGGCAAGGAGACCCGCUAUCUCCAUAUCUUUUCAUACUGUGUACAGAGGUACUUUCAGCCAUGUGCGAGAAGGCUCAGCAGGACGGCUCUCUCGCUGGUAUACGGGUGGCAAGGGGAAGCCCGUUCAUCAAUCACCUCCUCUUUGCCGAUGACACCAUGUUCUUAUGUCGCUCUAGUGCUCCCAGCGUUAAUGCUCUUCUCCGCAUCCUCAGAUCCUAUGAAGAGCUAUCGGGACAGAGAAUUAACUUCUUGAAGUCAGCCACUACUUUUUCUGCAAAAACGCCGGCUGAGGUUAAAGCUCGGGUUAAAACCACGCUUGGUAUCGAGGCUGAAGGAGGACUCGGGAAAUAUCUCGGACUCCCCGAGCACUUUGGAAGAAAAAAGAGGGACAUUUUCGCUUCGAUUCUUGACCGUAUCCGCCAGAAAGCUCAUAGCUGGACCUCUCGCUUUCUCUCCGGAGCCGGGAAACAAGUUUUGUUGCGAGCAGUCCUCUCUGCUAUGCCAAAUUACUCCAUGUCCUGUUUCAAACUUCCCGUCUCUCUAUGCAAGCAAAUCCAGUCGCUACUAACUAGAUUCUGGUGGGACGCCAACCCGGAAACAAGAAAGAUGUGUUGGGUGGCUUGGUCUACUCUGACAUUAGCAAAGUACGCAGGAGGAUUGGGAUUUCGGGACAUUGAGACUUUCAACGAUGCUCUACUCGCAAAGAUAGGUUGGCGAUUGUUAAAGGAUCCUCAGUCGCUCCUCGGGCAAGUACUGUUGGGAAAGUAUGCGAGAAACAACUUCUUCCUUGAUUGUCAAGCCCCGUCAAAUGCUUCUCAUGGAUGGCGUAGCGUCUUAGCUGGACGGGAGAUACUUCUGAAAGGUCUCAGCUGGGCAGUGGGAAGUGGAGAUAAAAUUAAAAUCUGGAAGGACCCUUGGCUGUCGUGUGAAGCUCCUAUGCUCCCGAUAGGGCCACCUACUGAGGCUGAUGCGGAACGCACUGUGAGUGACUUACUAUGCCCCAUAUCCAACUGUUGGGACAUAGAUAAGAUUAGAAGCCUCCUCCCUCAGUAUGAGGAAGUCAUUAUGCGCAUAGUCACUAGUUCAGCCCCUGCUCCGGACUGUCUUGUCUGGCUCCCGGAAAGAUCAGGCAACUACUCUACCAAGACAGGCUACGGACUAGGAAUGGAGCCCCAUUUUGCUGCUGGUGCACUCUCUAUUCCCUUCAAUUGGAAUAAAUGCAUAUGGAACAUUAAAACAUCUCCAAAAAUCAAAGAUUUCCUCUGGAAACUGGUGCGGAAAGCCAUCCCUGUCAGCUCAAACUUAGCUCGCCGUGGCAUCCCUGCUUUUAACUGUAAGAGAUGUGAUUGUGUUGAGGAUGAUCUACAUGUUUUCUUGCUAUGUUCGAUUGCUGAGCAGGUAUGGGAGGCAGCACCGCUAGCUAACAAACCUCUGUCUACAACUCCUUCAAUGGCGGACCUCAUCGCAGCGGCGUCUAACCUCACUGUUCUUCCUCCGGUGGGACUCUCGACUCCAUUAUGGCCCUGGAUUCUCUGGCAGCUGUGGAAGGCCAGAAACAAGUUGUGCUUUGAAAAUAAAGCUUUUUCCAGUAUGGAAAUUAUCUCUAAGGCUCUGGCGCAUGCGAAGGAGUGGGAAAAAGCGCAGGAACUGGAGAAACCAUUGCUCGCUCCAGGUGUUUUGGAUCACACUCGGAACCCUCCCAGGCGCGAACCUAGGCCUUCAAGCGACACUGUUCUGUGUAAUGUUGAUGCAGCCUGGGAUGCAAGAACCUUGAAUUGUGGAAUAGGGGGAAUCUUCUCGGGUCAGGAGCAUAUCCCGAAGCUUGUCAACAUCUCCGCCUCCAGACGCUUUGUUUCUUCGGCAAUCAUGGCUGAGGCCAUUGCCAUUCGUUCAGCAGUGCUAUAUGCUGCUUCCUCAAAUGUUAAGUCCCUUAUGAUCAGGAGUGACUCUCAAUCCCUUGUGAAGAUGCUGAGGGGAAGAGACUCAUCACCAGCCUUGUUUGGGAUUUUAUUUGAUAUCUAUUAUUUUAGUUCUUCCUUUGAUGCAAUUUCUUUUGUUUAUGUUCCUCGUUUGAGUAAUAUGCAGGCUGAUUCAGUGGCAAAAUCAGCCCUUCUAUUGCUAAACUCUUCCUCCAUUAGAGGAGUGUAA
This is a messenger RNA of Raphanus sativus (radish), 3447 nucleotides long. RefSeq lists its product as uncharacterized. The transcript has a single exon. NCBI's taxonomy places the organism in Eukaryota, Viridiplantae, Streptophyta, Magnoliopsida, Brassicales, Brassicaceae. Gene Ontology annotation, molecular function: RNA-DNA hybrid ribonuclease activity; nucleic acid binding. The coding region runs from base 1 to 3447 and encodes 1148 amino acids. The record is from RefSeq and is a predicted model, not a curated record.